CGCAAAUCGGUCGCAUAUAAAACUGUUGUGUGCUUCGUAUGAUCAAUCACGUCGUGAGAUUGACGAAUAAAGCAUACUUUAACGAUUUUUAUGUACUGACAUUGUCAGAAAAAGCACGAGACAAGAAUGUAUGACGAAGAAUCACAUCUGGCUGAUGACUUCACUGGAUUUUCAGACAAGGAAAUCAGACAUGGGUUCAUCAGGAAGGUGUAUGGAAUUCUGGUGGUUCAACUGCUCGUCACAUUUGCUAUCAUAAGCAUCUUCAUCUAUGUAGAACCAAUCAAACAGUAUGCUGCAACCAACGUCUGGCUUGUGAUUGUAGCCAUGGUGCUGACGUUUGUUGUGUUGAUUGUGUUGUCAUGCUGUCCGGAUGUCAGAAGAAGUUACCCAAUCAACUUUGUGCUCCUGGGCGUCUUUACUGUACUGGAAGGAUUCAUGCUUGGUGUUGUGUCUGGGACUUACAAGACGGAGUAUGUACUGAUGGCAUGCGGAAUCACUGCAGUUGUUGCCGUUGGACUGACCAUCUUUGCCUUCCAGACCAGGUGGGACUUCACCAUGUUGGGAGGUCUCCUGUUCGUGUUCCUGAUCGUGCUAUUCUGCUUCGGACUGCUUUGUCUCAUCAUUCAGAACCACUAUGCAAAUAUUGUGUACUCCUCACUCGGCGCCCUCCUCUUCUCGUUCUACCUGGUGUUUGACACGCAGAUGAUGAUGGGCGGUAAACACAAGUACUCCAUCUCCCCGGAGGAGUACAUCUUCGCGGCCCUCAAUCUGUACUUGGAUAUCAUCAACCUGUUCUUGUUCAUCCUGUCACUUGUUGGGAACAGGAACUAGACGAACAUGUGGCAGAGAAACAUAUUUGGAUAGUAUGAAAUGGGUUUUGGAGGAGGUUUGUUUGUUGAGGGAUGUUUGAACCGAUGAUUGGGUCAAGGGUGUAGAAAUUGUUUGUCCGUAAACUGCCUGUUUCAUUUUCUUCAUAUGGGAAUGGGGAAACUCUGAGGAGACUGAGGAAAGGGCUUGAAUUUUGUUUAAAUAAUUGACUCUCUCUAGAAGUAUUUGUUUUUAUUGACUUCUUCAUUGAAUUAAUGUGGAUUAACAGAAAAUCCUUAGAGGCGCACAAUAUAGGUUGAUGCAUUAAAAAAAAAUUGUAAUGCAUGUUUAUGUUUAACUCAUUUUAGAUUUAUGAUCAAAACAAAAAAAACUAAGCAUGUUUUGUGUACAGAUAAAAAAUAUUAGCCUUAAUAUAUGGUGUAACAGUGUUUUUCAAUUAAUAGCUACCUGGCCAUAAAUACCAGAGUUCCACAAAGAAUGCCAAAAUAUUGUUAAUAUUUUUUUAUCUGUACUGAAAUCAUAUGCCUUUUUUUGUUUUGAUAAUUAAGGUUAAAUAAAUAAAAACAUUAUAAUGCAUUAAAAAUGCAUCAACCUACAAAGUGUGUGUUUCAAUCAAUAUCUUUUCAGCAUUGCAAAUAUCGUGCAUAUCAUAAGAUGUGAAAGGUUACUUUUUAUUAAGGUAGUUGUUUGUUUAUUUUCAUAUGCAUGUGACACAUUGCACAUAGCUUCUCAGUGUUGUGACUUCACUUAAGUUAACUAAGUAUUCAUUUUUAAAACUGAAGAAAAAGAAGUGAAAUCCUCACUUCUAAUAUUGUGGAAAUUUAACAUUUUUGUUUCUAUCUUUAAAUCUGUUUCGUUCUUAAGAUUUUUGACAGCUAUGCAAAACUGAUAUUGAUGCAUUUAAUUUCAUGAACUAAGAUUUUUUAAACAGCGUUUUGCUCUCUCCAGGGAGAGCUGCGUUAUGCUCUCUCCAGGGCAAGCAGUGUUAUGCUCUCUCCUGGGCCAUCAACUUUAGGCUCUCUCCAGGGCGAGCAGCGUUAUGCUCUCUCCUGGGCCAUCAACUUUAGGCUCUCCCCAGGGCCAGCAGCGUUAUUCUCUCUCCAGGGCCAGCAGCGUUAUGCUCUCUCCUGGGCCAGCAGCGUUAUGCUCUCUCCAGGGCCAGCAGCAUUAUGCUCUCUCCUGGGCCAUCAACUUUAGGCUCUCUCCAGGGUGAGCAGCGUUAUGCUUUCUUAUGCCACUCUCUUCAGGGUGAGCAUAAUGCUGCUCUCUAUACGGCGAGCAUAAAGUUGCUGCUUCCUCUGUCUGUUCCCAACAUUUGUCCAUAUCCAUGUUAUAGAUUAUGAAUUCCACAUGUAGCCUGGCGCAAACAACCAUGACCAGCAGAAAUAUGUCUUAUCGUUAAAUGUAACAUAUAUAUGCAAGCAAUAUAAUUUUAUAAAAAAAUUGUUUCUAAAAAUAAAACUGUAAAUGGCAUGAUCUGUUUGCAAGGUCAUGGGAACUUGAAUAGCAAUCUAAGUUUCAUUUUUAUGUAGAACUUAAUGAUAUGCUAUGAAAAUGUUUUCAAACAUAAACUUCAAGACACAUUUCUGAUUGUUGCUGUUUACUAUCUUUGGGCAUCGCAAAGGGAAUUCAAAUAACUUGUCUUUGAUAAAUCAGUGUUUGAAAUUGCAAAAUUAUUUUUAUGCCCCCAAUUGGGAGGAUAUUACUUAAGUGUAUUUAUAUCUCUUUUGGCAAAUGGCAAUGUAAAACCUUGUCUAGUUUGCUUAAGAUAUUCUAGUGAUAAAAUCAGGCUUUAAUAGGAUAUUGUGCCAUAAAUUCCAGAAGUGUUUUUAAUAAUUGCAAAAUAUUGCGAGUCUUAUAAUUUGAUAAAUUGUGAAGGUAUAAUUUCAUUUUAUCAUAAUCAUGGGUUAAAUAUGAAGCAUAUAUAAGGCAAAAUAUAAAUGUUAAGUUUCUCAAGCACCGCAUUUUUUUUUGCACCCUCUUUUGUUUUCUUAAUAAUGUAAAAAAUCAAAUAAAGAUGAACAGUAAAAUAAGAUAAAAGUUCCCGCUGCACCCCCUAUCGCGCUCCCUCCCACUUCCCCUUCCAAAGCCCUCCCACACACCCUACCCUGCCCCUUCCCACACCCCAACUGUGCGACCUCCUGGACCGCCUUCCAGAGCCCUCCAACACCCUACUGAGCCCCCUCAAACAUCCCCUACUGUGCCACCUCCCGCACCCCCUACUGCGCCCCAUACUGGGCCCCUUCCACACCCUUCCUGCACUCCCUAGCGUACCCCUUCCCAAUAUCAAUAAAAAGGUGCUUGAGAAACUUAAGAUUUAUUUUCUUGACCUUCAAACCUUUACAUUUAUGAUAAAGAUUGAAUCUACUUAGACACUAUGUUACUUAGUUCUUGUAUCAUGAUGUUCAUGUUUGAUUUAUCCUACCAUUGCAUUCAUUGUAUGUAUUAGUAUUAGUAUUUUAAAAUCCACUUUUUCAAACUAAUACUCAACUAUAGUCAUUGUACAUUCACAUUAACACUCAGAUAUACCCUAUAGGAGUUCCCUGUGUCCUGUGUUAUACAUAAUAACUUAUAAUCCUGUUUACUUAGUCUAACAAGAGUAAUUGCCCUUGAAUUAGUAAAACAUGGUCUGAAAUAUAUUAUAUCGAAUUUAGCACCUUAAGUAUUGCACCUACACAUAUGAAACUUGAUAGGAAUGUUGGUCAGCACGGGCUGUUGUGCACCUGCAAUUUCUUUCGGAUGUCACUCAUUUAUUCCGCAACUACUUAUUCUUCCUGUGUCAAGAUGGUGUCUAUGGGUAUUCAUCACAACUAGGGUAGCUCUGAAAAUGAUUUAAAAAUUGCAGUAAUAAAUGUUAUAUUAUUUGUUAAUUGUUCAUUGAAGUUAUGUUUUAGUGUUGUUCAUCUAAUUAACAUGUGUUGUACGAUUACUGUAUUGUUUGAAUAUCACAGGUUAUACUGCUUUAUUGGUAAAUAUUAAAGUGACACUCUUAUUCAAAAUCAAUACAUACACAUAAUAUAUAUAACAAACCUAUAUUUUGAGUGAUAAACCUUUAACUACCUACUAAAUAGUUCAUUUAUGGAAAACAUUAAUUUCUGAUAACAAGAUUGUAAUUGUAAAUAUUAAAUGAUUGGUGAAUGCUAAAAGAUUUAUAGUGAUUUACUAUAGUCGCAUAAGAUAGAAAUACUGUGUUUUAGUCAACUUUUUUCCAAAUUAAACUCGGUAUCCUUCAUAAGAACCAUAGAUAUUCACAUUUAUUUAUCCCUUUUGGAAUAUUUAAACAAUUGUAUUAAUUGUGGUAAAUCUAAUUUGGGAGUAAGAGUGCAUCUUUAAUGUAAAAUGUUAAGUUUUUGCUUUAUUGCUUUCAAUGUGACUGAUUGUCCAAGUAUACCAUUCAACCUUUCCUUAACAUAUUUCUAAAAAGUAACAUAAUAUGUUUUAACAAGUAUUGUUUUUUAAUACUUGUUUCUAAAUUGAAAAUCAAAGUUAUUUUAGUUUUCAUUCAGUUUCAUGUUUACAGCAUCAUUUCUAGUCACUAGAUUUACAUUUAGAACUGUUUCAAAACUGUGCAUACCCUGACUUGAUUGGGACACCAUUGUAACGCUAUUAAUAGUCUUCAUUAACGUUAUACGCAUAAACAUGUCAGUUAAAAGUUACCAGCUGGCCGUUUGUUCAGAAUUUUGUUAAAGUUAACAACGUUGUUAACUGAAUUAUUGUUAACUUUUAAAAAAUUCUCCUCAGAAAGUUUAAUGGAUACACUAAUGAUCUGCCGUAUUUCUUACAAGAUAAGAGAACACGUUCAGCUGUACUUUUUUUGUUUAGAUAUUUUUUUAUAAGUGUACAUCCUUAAAUAUUUCACAUUCAAAAAUUAACAUCGAUGUUGUUAAUCACGUUGUUAACUUAUACCAAGUUCUGAACAAUCCGCCAAAUGUUAAAUAGGUUGGUCUGGAAACAGUUUAUUACUGGAUUGAUACUUGCAAUGAUAAGGAGGAGAAUGUACACACAUUUUAUUUGUUGUUUAUGUAUAUUUUGGUUCUGUUUUGUUUGUAUAUAAUUAUUUUAAUGAUAUGUUAUGCAAUGUGUGUCACAUUGUCUAUGUAUGAAAUAAAGGUGUUAAGCUUU
Messenger RNA from Mya arenaria, 4950 nucleotides. RefSeq names its product protein lifeguard 1-like. The record is from RefSeq and is a predicted model, not a curated record. Lineage: Eukaryota; Metazoa; Mollusca; Bivalvia; Myida; Myidae. The transcript is spliced from 11 exons. Gene Ontology annotation, cellular component: membrane. Bases 127 to 831 code for a protein of 234 amino acids.